Plasmodium cynomolgi strain B is the source of this 918-nucleotide messenger RNA. RefSeq lists its product as hypothetical. Bases 1 to 918 code for a protein of 305 amino acids. The transcript is spliced from 2 exons. The record is from RefSeq and is a predicted model, not a curated record. NCBI's taxonomy places the organism in Eukaryota, Apicomplexa, Aconoidasida, Haemosporida, Plasmodiidae.
AUGAGGAAAUUGCACAGUGGAAAAAAGAAGUUGGAUUUUAUUAUUCAUAUUAGGAUAAUAAAAUCUAGUUAUCCAUUUUUAAUAGAUACAUGGAAUUUGUAUGAAGAAUUUGAUAAACCUGUAGUUGAUGAAGAAACGAUAUUAUAUUAUGAUUACAUCUGCCAAGUGGUUCUAGGAAUGACUGAUAGGAAAAAUGAGAAAUACAAAAAUGUUUGCAAGAAACUUAUGAAUAAUUUAGAUGUAUAUCAUAGUGCUACAAGAAUGAAACCAAUAAGUCCUAGUAGUAAACGUUGUAAAACUAUGAACUACUGGUUGUAUCACGUAAUAAAUAAGGUUAAAAUACCGGCUGAGUUAAUUAAUAAAAUUUUCAAAAAAUCCAAUGAUAUAGUAUUUUCAGACCCCGAUAAGCAUAUAUGUUUUAAUACAUAUGAUGAAAAAAUUAUAGAUCCUUUAAAAAUAAUAAAAUUAUACAAUUUGCAAGAAAAUAUUGAAAUUUUUCUUAGUACUUUGAAACAAAAAGGUAGUGAUAAUUAUUGCUUCUGUAAAAAAUAUAUAUACGAAUGUGUUGAUAUAUAUAAAGAUAUGAAUCGUUUGUACUGUACUAAUACAGAUUACAGGAAUAACAAAUACAAAAGUACUUGUGAUAUACUAAGUAGCUUUAAUAGCUCCUAUAUGGAAUACCUUUAUAGAAAAUUAGACGCAGAUGAAAAAAUACCAUCCUUAUUAUCAGAAGAAAAUGAACCUUUUGAAAAAUGUUUAUCAGCACAAGAUAGCAUAAGAGUAUCUACCAUUGAACAUGCUAAUUCUAAUAGUUCUACAACAGGGGGUGUGUCAACAGCUUUUGGCACAAUUGCUGGAGCAACAUCCAUAUUAGCAUUAAUAUAUAAGGUUAAUACAAGGAUAAUUUUGAAUGUAUAA